CUGCAACAGUCGAAAGAACAGUCUACCUACGCUGAUGCUGCUUCGAGCGAUAACUUGUACAGAGACGUGCUCACAUUGGUCAACUCAGAAUUUACACUGAACAUCGCUGACAGUGUUGACAUUGAGACUAAGGACCUUGUGGAACACGCCCAGAGACUGCUGCAGUCUGUAGAUGCAACACUGCUGGAGAGUGAGAAUGUGACAAGCCGAGUGGGGCUGACUGUGGACAGAGAACCUGACAGGCUAUCUGUAGCUUCCAACAACUCAGGCCGAUCUCUUGACGUCUGUCGCCUCGCACCCAACAUCAGUUCUAAGGUUAGGAAACAUUUCUUGGUAAAAGUACUGAUACUGAUGGUAUAACAUUGCUGGAGAGUG
Homalodisca vitripennis (glassy-winged sharpshooter) is the source of this 375-nucleotide messenger RNA. RefSeq lists its product as uncharacterized. Lineage: Eukaryota; Metazoa; Arthropoda; Insecta; Hemiptera; Cicadellidae. The record is from RefSeq and is a predicted model, not a curated record. The transcript is spliced from 2 exons. The annotation marks the transcript as partial.